Sphaerodactylus townsendi is the source of this 852-nucleotide messenger RNA. RefSeq names its product transcription factor like 5 (gene TCFL5). Gene Ontology annotation, cellular component: nucleus. Gene Ontology annotation, biological process: regulation of DNA-templated transcription; spermatogenesis. NCBI's taxonomy places the organism in Eukaryota, Metazoa, Chordata, Lepidosauria, Squamata, Sphaerodactylidae. The record is from RefSeq and is a predicted model, not a curated record. Gene Ontology annotation, molecular function: DNA-binding transcription factor activity, RNA polymerase II-specific; protein dimerization activity; RNA polymerase II cis-regulatory region sequence-specific DNA binding. The transcript is spliced from 5 exons. Bases 28 to 852 code for a protein of 274 amino acids.
ACCCUCAUUCGCCAUCCUUCCGAAGUGAUGGGUGUUCCUCUCCAUCAGCAGCAGAGUAAAUGUGCCGCAUUGAUGAAAAAUAAGACCGGCGCUACAGCUGCGACGGCGUUACAGUUUACAUGCCCACUGUUUAACCCAAAUGCUGCUUCUCCUGCAAGUGUAAAAACAAACCAUUUACAACAACAGAGCUCUGGACCAUCUGCUUUGGAUGCUCCUAAGCAUCAAGACCUUGGCUUGCCUCGAGCCUUUUCUAUCUGCUACCAGCAGGAGAUUGAAGCAACCAAACAGACUGUCAGGCCUAGGAAUAAAGCUCUCCCUGAACACGUUUGGAUUAAAGUAGGAGGAGAGGCUUUAUGUAAGCAAACAAUAAACAAAAGGAGCCGGAGUAGACUACAUACCCUGGAUGCAAGCACGGUGCGCAAACCUCUUGGUGACAUUCAAAAUGUGUGUGAUAGUCAAAGCACUGGCCCCGCUCAGGGUACUUGGCCAGCAGCACAGCCAACCUCCAGCACCUCCACACAAAAUGGAAGCCAAGGCGGUGUCUCCCAGCGCCGGGAAAGGCACAAUCGAAUGGAACGAGACAGGAGGCGCAGGAUCCGGAUUUGUUGCGACGAAUUGAAUCUGCUGGUUCCCUUCUGUACGUCAGAUACUGACAAGGCGACAACUUUACAAUGGACAACAGCGUUUCUAAAAUACAUUCAAGAAAGGCACGGGGAUUCCCUGAAAAAGGAAUUCGAGACUGUAUUCUGUGGUAAAACAGGCAGAAGACUAAAAUUAACAAGAUCAGAUUCAAUAGGAACGUGCCCGGCACAAGAAAUUGCUCAGAAUGGUACGUCCAUGGAGACUAAAUAA